AUGUCGGGGAAAUCCCAACGUUGCGCUUCAUACACCUUCAAUAGAACGAAAUUGAUUGAAAAUAAAAUUAGCGACGGUGAUCUUAAAGGUGCCGCUCGGCUCCUAUUCACAAGCGACGUGCUAUCGCCAGAUACUCCUGACACCCUUUCGGCAUUAAUUUCCAAACAUCCCCCGGCUCCUUCAGUGCCACACGUGUUGGCUCCACCUACAGCCGACCAGGCCUGCCUCCAAAUCGAAGGCAAAGACGUUGUCGACGCCAUAUUUUCUUUUAAAAACGGUUCGGCGGCCGGCCUGGAUGGGAUCUCGCCCCAACAUUUGAAAGACCUAAUCUCUCACUCCGUAGGAGACGCUGCUGAGCAGCUUAUCUGUUCCCUCACAAAAUUAAUAAAUUUUAUGUUUUCAGGCAAAAUCAAUUCCGAAAUUCUACCCAUUCUAUACGGUGCCAACCUGAUUGCCCUAACCAAAAAGGACGGAGGGGUGAGACCCAUUGCGGUGGGGUCCACACUGAGGCGUCUCGCAUCAAAAAUUGCGGUCCAGAACACGCGAGGCUUUUGGCGGUCGGAGCCCGGGAAGCCGGUUACUGGCUACAUGCCCAUCCCUCACCAAACACUGGUACUUUCUUGGAUCCGACCUCCCUUAGACUGGCGAUUGGCCUGCGACUUGGGGUUUCGGUGUGUACGCCACACAUAUGCUCUUGUGGCACGGACGUGGACCGACUGGGACACCAUGGAUUAUCUUGUCAAAAAAGUGCAGGCCGUUUUUCGAGACAUGCGUCGCUUAAUGACAUUAUCCGUCGGUCCCUUGCAACCAUCAAUGUGCCUGCUCUCCUUGAGCCGACUGGCAUAAUCAGAGA
This is a messenger RNA of Leguminivora glycinivorella, 853 nucleotides long. RefSeq lists its product as uncharacterized. The transcript has 3 exons. NCBI's taxonomy places the organism in Eukaryota, Metazoa, Arthropoda, Insecta, Lepidoptera, Tortricidae. The record is from RefSeq and is a predicted model, not a curated record. Bases 1 to 846 code for a protein of 281 amino acids.